This is a messenger RNA of Penaeus indicus, 969 nucleotides long. It is a transcript of the gene bcn92, whose product is annotated as protein bcn92-like. Bases 41 to 298 code for a protein of 85 amino acids. Gene Ontology annotation, biological process: iron-sulfur cluster assembly. The transcript is spliced from 3 exons. NCBI's taxonomy places the organism in Eukaryota, Metazoa, Arthropoda, Malacostraca, Decapoda, Penaeidae. Gene Ontology annotation, cellular component: mitochondrion; L-cysteine desulfurase complex. The record is from RefSeq and is a predicted model, not a curated record.
GUCAUGCGGCGGCGUUCGGACGUCAGAGGUAAACAACACGAUGGCCGGCGGAGGAAGACGCGAAAUUCUCUCCCUCUAUAAAUCGCUACUGAGAGAGAGCAUGAAGUUCCCUGCUUAUAAUUUCAGAGAAUAUGCACUUCGGAGAGUUCGAGAUGGAUUUAAAAUUGGCAAAAAUAUUACCAACGAAGCUGAGCAACAGAGAGAAAUACAAGUGGCUAGAGAAUCUUUAGACGUGAUAAGGAGACAAGUUGUAAUUGGUCAUCUUUACACCCCCCCAAAUCUUGUAAUCGAAAAGUAGCAUGCAACACAAAACGGAAAAUUGCGUUUUUUAUUUGUUUUUCAGGUUGUUAAGAUAAGAAUAGUAAAUUACUCACCAUUGUUUCAUACACAAGUUAUUUUUUUUUUUUUUUGUCUAUGUACUGAUACAAACUCUAUUAUAAUAAACAGAUAAAGGAAAUGUGCGGUUGGUGUCCCUUUAAACAGAGUAAAGUUUAAGGAAAAGGCUCAAGAUAUGCUACCUAAUAUAUUUAUUAGUCACCUUGUUGUCUUUCCCUUUUUCUUUUUGUAUACAAUUCAUAAGCAGUAUUUAGAAUACAUCUUUAUUUUCUAGAAAUCAUAUGAAAACUUUUAACAGGCCUUAUAAUUAAACAGUUAUCCCAAAGUAAAUGUACACUUUAAAUGCAUGUUCUAAUGCAGUAUAUGCUCACUGUGCCUUUCUGAAGAGGCAGAUAUUCAAGCUGGAUGGUGAAAAUCACAUGUAUAAAAUAAAAAGUACUUCCUAUGAUUUUUCACCAAAAUGUACAUAGCAAUUCUUUUAAGUAGAGACUAAUUUAAGCUUUGAUUUUGUCAAUGCACAGAAUAAUUGUUAUUUAUUUUUUCCCUGAAAAUAAAACUGUAUUGUUGAAGUUUUAUACAAGUAUAUGUUCCGUUUCUUGAUUUUGAAUAUAAAUAAAUGUAUAUAAAUAUAAA